Messenger RNA from Penicillium maclennaniae, 1110 nucleotides. RefSeq lists its product as uncharacterized. The record is from RefSeq and is a predicted model, not a curated record. Gene Ontology annotation, biological process: regulation of cell cycle. Lineage: Eukaryota; Fungi; Ascomycota; Eurotiomycetes; Eurotiales; Aspergillaceae. The transcript has a single exon. The coding region runs from base 1 to 1110 and encodes 369 amino acids. Gene Ontology annotation, cellular component: nucleus.
AUGGCCAAACAACUCGCCACUCUUCUAUCAACAACGCUCAACCUAAUCGAGCAAUUCCAAGAAACUGUCUCGUCAUCCGUCCGCACCGACCAACCCUCUUCCAAAGAUGCCCAAGCCCUACCCCUCCUCUCCGCUUCGUCCACCGGUCUUAAAGCACAGGUGACGAAGCUGUCGCUUCUUACCAUUACCUCACCUUUCACCCACUCGGCUGUGACCGGUGUAUUGCGCGCUUGCAAUGACUCCGUCCUCCCUUCGCUGGUCACGGCAGCGAUGCUCGUGACGCCGGCGGAUUAUACAAAGGCGUUCCAGGCGGAGGUUUGUCUACUUGUGCGCGCGGCACUGAGUGAGCUCAAAGCGCUUGUUGUGCUUGUCAAGGAGGUUUUCGAGAAGAAAGAGAAAGAGAAAUUGGAGGAUCCGAAGAAGAAGGAAGGAGAAUUGGUGAAGAGUGAGAAGGAGGCUGUUACGCGUGCUACGGGGCGCGUGUGGGAUUCCUGUGAUGCUGUUGCGGAGGUUGCGACAAAGGGUGUUGUUGGUUUUGUUAUGCAUCGUGUUGAACAGUGGAGGGAUCUUGUAAGGGACGCCGUCCAGGAGAUUGAGGAUUGGGAUCCGGAGGAAGAGGAUGAUUCCUUUGAUGAUCUGAUGGAGGAUGAGGAUAAGGACGACGAUGAUGAUGACGAUGACGAAGAUGACGAAGAGGAUACUGCUGCGCUGAAGGAGCAGAAGACGAACACACUUCGUUUCCUGAAGCCUGUAGCUCAGGUCUACCCUUCCAUCGCUACCAAUCGGUUGAAGAAUGCUGGGGACGCGCCUUUGUCUUCAGCUGGCGGUGUCGCCAAAUUGGAGGCACUGAUGUUGAAUCUGCAAAGUAUACCAGAUCAGGUCGACGAGGCGGCGGGAGCCCUGUAUGAAGCCAACAUGGCCAAGUCGGCGAAGUUCUUGAAGAAGGCUCAGAAGCAUGCCGCGGAGGCUGUUGCAUCAGUCGCCUCGCCAUGGAAUGAGGUUGAAGCCGGGGACAAGAAAGUGAUGGACAAGUUUUCGAUCUGGUCGAGUGCGUGGUUCAAGGUCAUGGCUGAAGUGAGCAAGCCGAUCGAUGCGUUUGCAACUGCAUAG